GGAGGGCCCUGGGCCAGCGGCUGCCUCCCCACCCCCUCUUAUAAAGGCCCGGCGGCCCUCGAGAAAGCCCGCACAGCUGCCCAGUCUGGGGAAACAGAGCAGCCCUGCCUUGUCACCUGCUCCCCUCACUGGCAGCUCAGACCAUGGGAGGCCCCCACCACGGCGUCUUUCUCCUCUUUCAUGUGCUGUGUGUCUCACUGACUCUGUUGGAAGUUGGAGUCCAGAGCACCAACGCCUGUGCUCGGUGGUGCCCUCCAAACUCCUCAUGUGUCAACAGCACUGCCUGCCGCUGCCUUCCGGGAUUCAGUGCUUCAUCUGGGGAGGUCUUCACCAGCCCCUCGGACAGCUGUGAUGAUAUCAAUGAGUGUGCACCACCCUUGGCAGUGUCCUGUGGAAAAUAUGCAGAUUGCCAGAACACGGAAGGAGGCUACCACUGCACAUGCAUCCCAGGAUACGAGCUUGCUUCUGGGGCACCAACGUUCAGGAAUGAGAGUGAGAACACCUGUAAAGACGUGGAUGAAUGUCAGCAGAAACCGAAAAUCUGUAAAAGUCGCAGCAUCUGCAUCAACACCCAGGGCAGCUACACCUGCCAGUGCCUACCCGGCUUCAAGCUCAACCCAAGGGACCCAAAGCUGUGCACAGAUGUGAAUGAAUGUACCGCGGGGUCAAACCCAUGUCACAACUCCACCCACUGCUUCAACCUCGUGGGCAGAUAUGAAUGCCGCUGUCGCCCUGGCUGGAAACCGAUUCCUGGGUCCCCCAACGGCCCAAACAACACCAUCUGCGAAGAUAAGGAUGAGUGCAGCUCCGGGGAGCAUCAUUGUCACAACUCCACCAUCUGCACCAACACUGUGGGUUCAUAUGCGUGCCACUGCCGCCGAGGCUGGGUGCCCAAACCCGGGUUCCAGAAUAAGAAAAAUACCACCGUUUGCGAAGAGGUCUCCUUCCCCACCUGGACGCCACCCCCUGGAAUCAAGAGCCAAAGUCUCUCCCUUUUCUUUGAAAGAGUCCAGAAUAUGCGCAGAGACUUCAAGGCAGACUUGACCCAGAAAACCAUGAAGGACCUCAUCAUGUCACUGGAUGACCUGCUGAAAACCCCCGGAGAUCUGGAGGCCCUGAACCUAUCUUCCAGGCACCAGACAGCCACCAGCCUUCUCACAGGCCUCGAAGAAAUCCUGAGGACACUGGGAAAAGCCUUCUCUAAUGACUCCUUCACCUUCUAUUCCCCUGGGGGCACAGUGCUGUCUCUGGUGGUCCAGGAGCCGGGGAGUGGAAACAUCACCGUGGGCCAGAGCCAUGCACGGAUGCUGCUGGACUGGGCUGUGGCAGCUGGAGCUGGGAAGUCUGACCCCACCGUGGUAGGGAUCCUCUCGAUCCCGAACAUGCAGAAACUGCUGUCCAACUCCUCCUUGGACCUGGACUUGGAGAAGAAAGCUAAGUUGGAAGAGUGCUAUGAAAGUUCUGUCCACGGCGCCCAGCUCAGGCUUCUCUCCGCUGUGAACUCAGUCUUUCUGAGCAACACAAACACAGAUAAACUCGACUCCCCUGUCACCUUCGCCUUCUCCCAUCUUCCUGGGACUCAAGAGCAGAAAGAGCACGGGCCACGGGAGGAGCGGAUCUGUGCCUUCUGGAAGCAUGACGGCAGCAAUGGUGGACACUGGGCCACCUCGGGCUGCAGGAUUCUGGGCAACGGGAAUGAUAGCACCACCUGCCAAUGCAAUCACCUGAGCAGCUUUGCCAUCCUCGUGGCUCACUACAACGUGGAGGACCCGAAGCUGGCCCUGAUCACUAAGGUGGGCCUGUCGCUGUCGCUGGUUUGCCUGCUGCUGUGCAUUCUCACCUUCCUGCUGGUGCGGCCCAUUCAGGGCUCGCGCACAACCGUGCACCUGCACCUCUGCAUCUGCCUCUUCGUGGGCUCUGCCAUCUUCCUGGCGGGCAUCGAGAAUGAAGGCGGCCAGGUGGGGCUGCGCUGCAGCCUGGUGGCCGGGCUGCUGCACUACUGGUUCCUGGCUGCCUUCUGCUGGAUGAGCCUUGAGGGCAUGGAGCUUUACUUCCUGGUGGUGCGUGUGUUCCAAGGCCAAGGCCUGAGAAAGCGCUGGCUCUGCCUCAUCGGCUACGGCGUGCCCCUGGUCAUCGUGGUUAUCUCAGCCAUUUUUGCAGCCAUCUACAAGGAAGGCUAUGGCAAUGCCCUCUACUGCUGGUUGUCCCACAAGCAUGGCUUCCACUGGAGCUUCCAGGGACCUGUGACCUUCAUCGUUUUGUGCAAUGCUGUCAUCUUUGUGACUACUGUCUGGAAACUCACUCAGAAGUUUUCUGAAAUCAACCCAGACAUAAAGAAAUUAAAGAAAGCCAGGGUGCUGACCAUCACAGCCAUUGCCCAGCUCUUCGUGUUGGGCUGCACCUGGGUCUUCGGCCUGUUACUCUUUGACCCACGGAGCUGGGUCCUGUCCUACAUCUUCACUAUCCUCAACUGCCUGCAGGGCUUCUUCCUCUUCCUGCUAUACUGCCUGCUCAACAAGAAGGUGAGAGAGGAGUACCGGAAGUGGGCCUGCAUGGUCACCAGGAACAAGUAUUCAGAGUUUGCCACAACCACAUCUGCUUCCAGCUCCAGCCACAGUCAGACUCGGGCACUCAGGCCGUCGCAGUCCGGCAUGUGAAGGCAUAGUUCUGGCCAGGACAGCAGCUCCUGUGGCCUCAGCAGCUUUUGCACAUGCUGAAGACCGUCCUCUCCUCUCCCACUGUUCUGCUCCCUCUGCUCUCCUGCCUUGGUCCCCAUAUGCACCGUGGAAAGGAGGGUGACAACUGCCAUGUGGCACCAAACCCCAGAAUAGCUAGCAAGGAUGGAAAAGCUGGAUCUACUAGGCCUGCUUCUGGCUGCCUCUCUGCUCCAGCCCCGCCAGGACCCAGGGUAGGAGCAGAAACUGACCCACGGCCGCAGCCCCUUGCCCUGGGUACACCAGGCCCAGACUGAGGGCUCCUAUGCCCAGCCUGGUCCUUUCCCUCCUGUGUCUUUGCUGCAGAACAAGAGGUCAGGGUGCUGGGACUCAGCUUCCCAGUUAAGCUAAGACUGAGGUCAGGGGUGGGAGAAGGGCAAGGCCCUUCCUGGCCCCUCACUGAGGCUCACGGUACAGAAGCCCACCUGUCCCCAAGACAGAGGGUUAUCACUGUUGUGAAGGUUGUGGACAUUGCAUAAUGUUUUUUUUUUUUUUUUAUCUGUAUAAACCUGUCGGUGUUGACACUUAAAAUUAAAUAUCAUGCUGAUAUUGAA
Phacochoerus africanus (Common warthog) is the source of this 3268-nucleotide messenger RNA. RefSeq names its product adhesion G protein-coupled receptor E5 (gene ADGRE5). Gene Ontology annotation, biological process: cell surface receptor signaling pathway; adenylate cyclase-activating G protein-coupled receptor signaling pathway. The record is from RefSeq and is a predicted model, not a curated record. NCBI's taxonomy places the organism in Eukaryota, Metazoa, Chordata, Mammalia, Artiodactyla, Suidae. Gene Ontology annotation, cellular component: membrane. The transcript is spliced from 20 exons. Bases 144 to 2657 code for a protein of 837 amino acids. Gene Ontology annotation, molecular function: G protein-coupled receptor activity; calcium ion binding.